GUAUAUAGCCUCUGCAGAAGGAAGGGACGCUACAGUCUGUCUCUGUCUCCCUUCCCCGCCAUGGCAGCUCAGCUCUUCGUCCUCGCUUUGGCGUUCGCCGCCUGCACAGCAGCGCCGCAAUUCAGCAGCGAGGAAAUAGAACAGCCACCGACGCCCUACGACUUCGCCUACGGGGUGAGUGUGCCGAACACAGGCGACGCCAAGGAACACAAGGAGACCGUGUCCCCAUCAGGCCGUACUGAGGGAGAGUACCGCUGGCUGCAGCCCAACGGUCUGUACAGGGUGGUGCGGUACUUCGUGGAGGGAGACUCCGGCUUCCAGGCUGAGGUGAGCGAGGAGCCCGGCCCGGAUGUCGCCAACUACUACACCAACUCCCUCACCCAAGAGAGCAGCCAGGGUGGUGCCCCAGCCGCCUCCCAGAGCCUUGGCAAGAGCCUGGUAGACCUCAGGAGUUCUGUCAAUGCCAUCAGCGCUCCCAGGCCCGCCACCCGCCCGGCAACGCGUCCCAUCCAGACCUUCAGGAGCCAGCCACAGCCCCAGCCACAGCCAACCUUCAUCAGCCAGCCAGCAUUCUCCGGCAACAUCAUCGACGGCGGCAUCAUCGACGGCGGCAUCAUUGACGGCGGCAUCAUUGAUGGAGGAAUUAUCGAUGGCGGCAUAAUUGACGGCGGCAUCAUUAAUGCCAGCUUUGAGGACGACGGGUUCUCCGGCUGAAUGGUUCCCUCACGCUCACCAUGACUCGCCCCGUUUGUGUUUUUUUUCCCGUGAAAUACAGUGACACGAAAACUAACCACAGGUGCCGCCGGUGGCGGGGUAGACUUCCCAAGCUACAAACACUGCAAGCACCAUACACUCUUCAUACAGUAUAUCACAGGUACUCAGCUACAUCAUACAGGUAAUUGCUUCAGAGAUGUGUUGCCAAAGAUUUAUUGCUAAACUUGGGAUUUUUAUCAUUCCACCGGAGUUGGACCAAUAUUAUCUUGUAUUUCUAUCACAGUACAAAAUUAUAACAUAGGCAAUAAUAUGAACCUGUCACUGUAUUUCAUACGAAAUAGUUUUACUAUGUAAUAACUGGGCUACAUAUAAGUCUGUAUUUAUUUUGUUAAACAAAAUAGUGACUA
Messenger RNA from Scylla paramamosain (green mud crab), 1121 nucleotides. RefSeq lists its product as uncharacterized. Bases 61 to 714 code for a protein of 217 amino acids. Gene Ontology annotation, cellular component: extracellular matrix. The record is from RefSeq and is a predicted model, not a curated record. Lineage: Eukaryota; Metazoa; Arthropoda; Malacostraca; Decapoda; Portunidae. The transcript is spliced from 4 exons.